GGCUCUGGCCUUGCAUUAGCGAGAAGUCAUCCCACGCAUCUUGUCGUUCCGUGUUUGCGAGGUUGUUCUGAAGUGUUCUCUUCUUUUAUAAAAUAAUCAAUAAAAUAAACUCUCGCCAAGAUGACGAUGGCAAUGUUGCAACGCCGUGCUAAUGUGAGGCUUCCUCCGGAAGUGAACAGGGUAUUAUAUAUAAGAAAUUUGCCAUACAAAAUUACGGCUGAAGAAAUGUAUGAUAUAUUUGGCAAAUAUGGAGCUAUCAGGCAAAUCAGGGUGGGUAACACGGCUGAAACAAGAGGCACAGCGUUUGUCGUGUAUGAAGACAUAUUUGAUGCAAAGAAUGCAUGCGAUCACUUGAGUGGUUUCAAUGUAUGUAAUCGUUAUCUGGUGGUUCUAUAUUAUCAGAGCAAUAAGGCAUUUAAACGGAUUGAUGUCGAUAAAAAGAUGGAGGAUCUGGACAAACUGAAGACAAAGUAUAAUCUAAACGAUGAAAAAAAGUAACCGAUUAAGCUAUCGUAUAAAAUAUGAUAUUUAAAGAAUAUAUUUAUUAAGAUAUACAGUAUUUUUAACAGUAGGAUAAGGAAUAGAUUACUUGUAUUCCUAAAUAGUACACUCGGUUGAUAUAUAUGGUUCGAAAUGAUAACUGAUGUCCCGUGGGGGAAUUUAUUUUCUAGCAAUUAUUCAAAAACAAGUUUUCUUAUUGGACAUCACCUGCGUUCUAAACUGCAUUAAAAAAAAGUGUUCAAACUGUAUUGAAAUCAAGUGUACAAGUACUAUCAGUAUACUAGGUUACUAUACAAUAAAAAAUCUUGUGUUAAAAAUAACACAUUGAAAUUUUCGUUACUUUAACAAGGUGAAUAUAUUAAU
Molecule: messenger RNA, 864 nt
Organism: Dinoponera quadriceps
Lineage: Eukaryota; Metazoa; Arthropoda; Insecta; Hymenoptera; Formicidae
Gene: Sf3b6
Product: splicing factor 3B subunit 6-like protein
Exons: 3
Coding region: 121-498 (125 amino acids)
Cellular component (GO): ribonucleoprotein complex; nucleus; cytoplasm
Molecular function (GO): mRNA binding
Source: RefSeq, a predicted model, not a curated record